Molecule: messenger RNA, 1399 nt
Organism: Gopherus evgoodei (Goodes thornscrub tortoise)
Lineage: Eukaryota; Metazoa; Chordata; Testudines; Testudinidae
Product: 5-hydroxytryptamine receptor 3A-like
Exons: 9
Coding region: 1-1320 (439 amino acids)
Biological process (GO): signal transduction; chemical synaptic transmission; monoatomic ion transmembrane transport
Cellular component (GO): membrane; synapse; neuron projection
Molecular function (GO): transmembrane signaling receptor activity; extracellular ligand-gated monoatomic ion channel activity; neurotransmitter receptor activity
Source: RefSeq, a predicted model, not a curated record
AUGAUGUGGGAAGCAUUCUUAGCCAUUCUCACUUUGUCUAUGGCAACAGGUGCUGCCCCAGAACAGCUCUGUAAGUACGAUGACGUUAUUCAGUAUCUGAAUAUCUCUUCUGAAAAGGCACCCCAACUACAUACAAUACCCAAGAAAAAUUGGAAAGACCCAUUGAAAGUGAAGAUACAAUUUGCGCUGAUGUCCAUUCUCUCAGUGACUGAAAAGCUUCAAACUGUCACGGUCUGUUUCUUUGUGUCUAUGGAGUGGGAAAAUGUCUUUGCGACUUGGAAUCCUCAGGAUUUCUGUAACAUUUCCAAGCUCAAACUGCCAGUGGAUACAUUUUGGUCUCCAUAUAUCAUCAUUUAUGAACAUGUGGAUGAAGAGAAAUUCCUCAACAGGCCCUAUCUGUCCAUCACUCACACCGGCAUCAUUACCAUAAUCCAAGAGCACCGUGUCACCAUAGCAUGCAACUUGAAGAUGCACAAGUUUCCAUUUGACACCCAGACGUGCAACAUAACCCUCUUCUCAGACAUAGUACAAGCAACAGACAUUAUAUUCCUGCCCAAUCAGACAACAGAAGAGGUGAAUAAAAACAGCAAAUUUUAUCAGUUGACCGAUGGAGAAUGGAAGUUCACAAACAUAAACAUUAUACCAGACGUACUACAGAACAAUGAGGAAACCUCUAAUUUGAUCACCUAUGAGAUCUCCAUGAAGAGACGACCCAUUUUAUACGUUUUGAACCUUAUCUUCCCAUCAUGUGCUCUCUACUUAUUGGAUAUGACGAUUUUGUUCAGCAGCAGCUCUUAUGAGGACAAGAUCAGCUUCCAGCUAUCACUCAUCAUUGGAGAGUCUGUGUUAGCUCUGAUUCUUAAGGACAUUAUUCCCACUUCUUCCGAUGACCCACCCAUAAUAGUGAGGUUUUUCAUAGGUAUCUUUGUCCUAAUGAUUAUGGGUGUAUUGGAGACCUGCCUGUUAAUGCAGCUGAAGAAGAAAACCCUACACCCUUUACUCAAGGCUAUCAAACUGCUGAGAUGCCGCAAGCAAGCUAGAACAGCAUCCGGAAACCUCCUAAGCAAGCACGAAGAUUCGCUGACUGAGGUGGUCAGGGGACAAGAGGAGAGGAGGGAUUCAAGCCGACUUGGAAAGGGAAAUACAGAACUACCCAUGCUUAAGGAAAGAAUCAAUGCAGAAGGGCAGCAAAUUGGGACCCAGGCAGAGCUACAGGAGUGCGAGUCAGCUCUGCUUAUUCUGGAUAAGGUGCUUUUCUGCAGUCAUUUGCUUUUAUCACUACUGUUUAGCAUCAUCAUUAUUGUACAAUGGAGCAGUUAAAUGUGGGCCAAUUGCCUUUUCUAAUACUUGCUUGCCUCAACCUCCUCCCUAACAAGGUUUUCCUGCUUCUUAUGCUUGA